This is a messenger RNA of Danio rerio (zebrafish), 937 nucleotides long. RefSeq names its product testis expressed 36 (gene tex36). The record is from RefSeq and is marked validated. Lineage: Eukaryota; Metazoa; Chordata; Actinopteri; Cypriniformes; Danionidae.
CUCUCACCUGAGUUCACCUACAGGCCGUCGCGUCAUAAACGUUUGGAGAAAUACUACAGUUUACUGUUCAAAUUAAAACUCACGCAAUGAGUAAAGGAGGCAAAAGAUACUUUAAUAAGAACAAGAGUGUAAACUGGUUUGUCCACACUGGUUUUUCACAAACCGAACAGACACAUCAUCUUUGCACCAGCACAGGUUCAGCACUGGCACAUGCUGUUUCUCAACCACUGACACCAUCAGAGCAGCGAUAUCCCAAAGUAUUUAUCAAUCCUGAGAAGAAAACAAUGGGCAGAGAAUAUCCAUUAUCCAUGCAUGAUAACCGCACAGCACUGCAGCAAUGUAUUGAUGUAUAUGACCAGGGUUCAGGCCGUAAGAAAUGUCUGGAUGAGCGUCGCCAGCAUAACUCUCAUUACAGCCUGCGCCAUCAUCAUCAUGGCACCCCGAGUCUGGUUACUGCAGUAAAGUGGGAAGACUCAGUUUAUCAGAAGGACUUCCUGCCCAGACAGCAAAUAGAGAGCAGAGAGGACAAAAUCAGAAGGCGUUUCCCUAGAGAUCACUCGGCGAGGUCUCAGGUGAACGCUGCGGCUCAGGCUGAUCAGUGUUUUAUGUGGUUUGGGAGGGAUGACGCUAAACAGUUCACUCCUUUAAGUGUACUAGCAGACGCUAACCACUCAUUAACUACCUGAAUCAGAGACGGUCCGAACACAGUUAAUGAUUAUGACACUGCAAAGGAAUCUCUUAAUAAGUGUGCUAUUUGACCAGCAGAGGUCAGUGUGCUCAUUGUUAAUAUUGUGCUUGCACCGUCAUAAAAUCUGAAGGGUUUCAUUCUGUAAAGUGUUAAAUGACAUAUACAGUGUAUUAUGACAACAGAAACUUAGUCAGAAUUUGUUAUUUUUGUUAGUUUCAGGGUGAUUAUAAUGAAAUAAAUAAAAACGUU